Messenger RNA from Drosophila innubila, 1545 nucleotides. RefSeq lists its product as uncharacterized. Lineage: Eukaryota; Metazoa; Arthropoda; Insecta; Diptera; Drosophilidae. The record is from RefSeq and is a predicted model, not a curated record. Bases 205 to 1467 code for a protein of 420 amino acids. The transcript has 3 exons.
GCAACGCCAAUGAACGCGAAUCCAGCACAAGGACAAUGAAAUUCCAAGAAAAAUCAAUAAUUACAUAGCUACCAAAACGGACAGCCGGAAGUGCAUUUUGUGAGUGUUAAAAUAGUUGCAGCAUAGAAAAAGUAACUAUUUUGCUAAAUAAACUUAAGGAAUAUGUAGAUUUUUCGAGUGCGCGAUACAUAUUAAAGCGACAAGAUGGUUGGUAAGUCCGCCAUGAGCGCGGAAGUGACAACAAAGGAACGCCCAGUUUUUAUACCACCACGUAAACGUCAACAAAACAAAGCAGAGGCCAAAAAGCAAAACUAUGUUGAUCAUAUAGUCAAUGUGCAACCAAAUCGGGCCAAGCUCUCUCCCUCUAAUCCGGGUCUUGAAGAGGAGUUACUCAAAUCGAAGUUGAUUAUCAAAAACAAACAGCCACUGCCACAAUUGCCAGGGGAGUUGGGAGGCGCCCAGGAUACCAUUGCCAGCACACACUCGGCCAGCUCCGCUCAGCAUAGUAAUAAGUCGACACGGUCGACCAACAAUCUUAAUGAGUUGCAAAACUUUGAGUCCAUUUCGCAAUGCACCAAGUCAACGUCACAGCGACACGAGAGCAGCACCGUAACGCCAAGCAGCUGCUGCUACUCCGAGAGCAGUCUGGAUGCCAAAAUGAGCAAAUCGCAGGAUUGUCUUAGUCUCAACAAUCGAUCAUCCUCGAAGAAGCGGGUCAACAUACGCACUUCCGACUUGCCACAUGUGCGCAGCCAGCGUGCCUCGCCAGACAUUGCCAACUAUGAGGAUCUCGAGUCAGGUGAAACCAGCGUGCUAAAUACAUACGAUCAGAGUCUCGAACGCUAUCAGGCUCGCAAGGCAGUCGACGGUACCAAUUACUUGACCAUGACGGGCACUAUCAAGCGAGGUCGCAAGAAGGGUCAGUCAAUUGACUUGCAGAUUAACAUCAGUCGUGAGGAACUUGAACAGCUCAAUGCCCAUGCUAUGGCCAAUGAAUCGCACAAGGGACACAAUCUCUGCUGCACUUGUAGCUGCGGCGUUGGACUUCACAUAUUUCUAAUCUCGCUGCUCUGUUUGCCCUUUGUGAGUGUCAUAUCGGCUGUGUACUCAUUUUACAUUGGCACUCUAACCUGGUACAAUAUGUUUAACUAUUACUGCGAGGAGAAGUCGUAUCUGCACAAGAUAUUUGUCACUCCCAUACUGUUUUUAGCCUAUCCCCUCGUCAUUGUGCUCUGCACCUUUGGCCUGGGCUUGUACUCGGGCUUUCGACAACUGAGUCUACAAUACAGUAGCUGGGUGAAUGAUAUCACCGAUAUUGAGAAGGGAUUUUAUGGCUGGCUCUGUGGGUUCUUACACAUGCCCGACUGCAGUCCCUAUGAGGUGGUUAUACUAACUGAUAUUUGCGUUGCGCCACAGGAUCCACAGCGCUUGCAUAUAAACAAACCCAGACAGGAGUUGUCCAUGUAAAACAAAAAAGAAGAAAUAUCUUCGGCACGUCGAAGAUUUAAUACUCCUGCAGAGAGCUGUCGCGCGGCGUCUACCAAA